GUGUUAAUUUAUAUCAACCGUUCAGGUUCACCUUCAGAUGAUACAUUUGAAUCUUUAAAGCAUUUAAUCAAAAUUCCAAUUAUUUAUUUAUCACAAGAAGAAGCAGAAGAUUAUUUAAAAAACUUUUUAAUGUAUAAAGAAUUAUAUAAUACAAUCAAGAAGCAAGGAUUAGAGGAUAAAAUUAUUGAUAAACAACGGGAUGAAUUAUUUGAAACACUUUCUAUUUCAAAUUUUGAUAGAGAAUUUUUGCAUUCACUCAUUUUUCUAGAUGAUGCAGUGAAAUCAAAACUAAUAACAAAUGAGAAAUCAUAUUUUAAUCAGUUAUUAACUCAAUGUCGACACAUUCAGUGUUCAUUCUUUAUGGCUGUUCAAUACUUCAAAGCAUUAAGCACAAACAUUAAAUCAAACCUGUCCACCCUUUUCAUUUUCAGUGGGUUUAGUCGUCAACAGUUGAACGUUAUGCUUUAUCAAGUGAAUUUACCAAUGAGCAUUAAUGAACUUUACACACAAUAUCAGCAAUUAGGUGAACAUGGAAAAAUAAUAGUUGAUUUAAAUAAAGGAAGUGUUAAAUUUGAUUAA
This is a messenger RNA of Trichomonas vaginalis G3, 579 nucleotides long. RefSeq lists its product as uncharacterized. The annotation marks the transcript as partial. The transcript has a single exon. The record is from RefSeq and is a predicted model, not a curated record. Lineage: Eukaryota; Parabasalia; Trichomonadida; Trichomonadidae.